Prorocentrum cordatum is the source of this 933-nucleotide messenger RNA. Lineage: Eukaryota; Dinophyceae; Prorocentrales; Prorocentraceae. The record is from the annotation of a GenBank genome assembly.
UCUCGGCCACUUCCCUGGGGUUCGUAUCGCGUGCAGGAUUCAUGUUGCAUGGUCCCGGGGCCCGACCACGGGGCCCAGCCGGGACAUCGAGGAGGAACGCCGGGAGGGAACACAUGCCUAUCCUCGGAGAUCUGGGCUCCCUGAGCGCCGACGUGGCAGAAGAGUGCGGCACCGAGAGAUGCCACGACCGGAGCCCUGGACCCACGUGGUUGCUCCGCGGCGUUGCUCGGGCCCCGGGGGCCCGAAGCCGGGCGAGAGAGCGUCCAGCGCGGCAGAGGCCCGCCGCGCCCGCGGAGCUCUCGGGGCCCUGCGCCCGCGGAGCACUCUCCGCUGGCGCCCUCCCCCCGCCCCCGCGCCCGCCCCUGGGCCGCGCUGGCGGCUCUCUGCGGCGCCUCGCUGGCGGCUCGCCGCGCCGACCCCCGCCGGGCCGGGGGGAGGUGGAGCAGGUGAUCGCCAACCUGCAGGAGGGCAAGGCUGGCGAGCGCGGCGAGAAGUACGUCAUCGCCCAGUUCUUCGUGCUGGCCUGCAUCGUGCUCGGCGGGGUGCCCUACGCCCAGGACGCCGUGACGUUUGUAUUCCCCCGGGGAGGCCGGCGCCGCCGCGCUGGCCCGCCGGCAGGGUGUUUUUCGGGAUCGCGUCCUGGGCAGCGCGGGUACCUGGGCCUCCUCGUUUCCAGCCUCGGCCUCUCCAUCGCCACGGGCUCGGCCGCGCGCCUGGUGCUGACCCUUGUGCUGGCCGCGAUCCUGGACCGCAAGGCCACGGAGGAGGAGCGGGCGCUCCGCGCGAAGUUCCCGGAGUACAGCGACUAUUGUGAGAAGGUGCAGGCCAAGAUCUUCCCGUCGCUGGACCAGUUCGCCGAGAGGUACUCGUGAGCGCCUUCGGGUGCCGCUCGGGGCGGGGCGCGGCCCCCGCCGCGGGCCGCUCAGAUCCCCC